GCCGCCGCACGCACUAUCAUUUGAGAAUGAGAAUUUGAGAUUCUUGUUAAAUACUCGCAUUGUCUCUCGCACAUUUGUCACACUGUAACGCCUUUUUCUACACCUCUCUUCUUCAGUCAUCCAAUUUCUUCAUAACAUUACUUCCAGGACAAAUAUGGUGAGUUUUGAUAAAGAUGGUAUUAAUGCCCAAGGUAACAACAGCAUCACUGAACCGAAAAAAAGAUCUUGUGGAUUUGUUAAAGAUGAUUUCUUGCCAGAAGAAUCAUUCCAGAGCUGGUCAAACUACGGCAAGGCCUUGUUGGAGACUAAAACACGUCUAAAAGACCGCUUAUUGGCACGGUCAUCAGAUCAACUUGAGCUCCAUGAUCUGCGAGCCCGAAGUCAGAAUGAGAUGAGAAAGACUCUUAACUGGUUUGACCUCAUUUGGUUUGGUGUUGGGGCAGUCAUGGGUGCUGGGGUUUUUGUUCUCAGUGGUGAAGCAGCCCGGGAUUUAGCUGGCCCGGCUGUUCUGUUGUCUUAUCUCAUUUCGGGCUUUGCUGCUUUACUCUCAGUCCUCUGCUAUACAGAAUUUGCAGUUGAAUUACCUGUGGCAGGUGGGUCAUUUGCUUACUUAAGAGUUGAACUUGGUGACUUUAUAGCUUAUAUUGCUGCUGGAAACAUCCUUUUUGAAUACGUUGUAGCUGGAGCUAGUGUGGCCCGUUCGUGGACAUCGUAUUUUGCAACAUUAUGUAACCACGACCCAAAUGAUUUCCGCAUAAAUGUCACAUCUUUAGCAGAUGGGUUUAAUCACUUAGACCCGAUAGCAGUUGGUAUCUCUAUACUAAUUUGUGCUAUUGCAUCGUUCAGCAUCAAGGGUUCAUCGAGGUUCAAUUCAGUUGCAACGAUAAUCUACAUGACUCUCAUGGUCUUCAUACUCGUGGCAGGCGUUACAAAAGCAAACACGUCUAAUUUUCAACCUUUUGCACCUUUUGGGGUUCGGGGCGUUCUAAAGGCGUCAUCGGUGCUUUUCUUUGCCUAUGUCGGCUUUGAUGGGGUUGCCACACUAGGUGAAGAAACCAAGAAUCCUGCUAGAGAUAUACCGGUUGGAUUAGUUGGAUCCAUGAUGAUUGUCAUCACGAUUUAUUCACUUUUAGCUACGGUUUUGUGUCUUUUGCAGCCUUACACCCACAUUGACCGAGAUGCACCCUUCACGAUUGCGUUUCAUGCAGCGGGAAUGAACUGGGCUAAGUAUAUCGUCGCAUUAGGUGCAUUAGAGGGAAUGACAACGGUUCUGCUGUCUAACAUUAUUGGGCAAGCUCGGUACUUCACACACAUUGCUAGAACCCAUCUGGCUCCACCAAUCCUAGCCGUAAUUCACAAGAAACGUGGAACACCCGUGAAUGCCACCAUCAUAAUGACUGCAGCAAACUGCCUAGUCGCAUUCUUCACGAACCUGGACAUCCUGGCUAACCUUCUUUCAAUCUCCACACUCUUCAUUUUCUCACUGGUGGCAAUAGGUUUGUUAGUGAGACGAUUCUACUCAACAGGAGAGACAUCUGCAGCUGAUAGAAAUAAGCUGAUUGUGUUUCUGAGUCUGAUCAUCUUGUCGGCUAUUGGACUCUCAAUACAAUGGGCAUUGAAUGUCAAUAGCUGGGUGGGUUAUGUAAUUAUGGUUGGGGUCUGGUUUGUAUCGACUUUGGGACUUCAAUUGUCAGUGAAACAAGCAAGGAAUCCAAAGCUGUGGGGUGUGCCAAUGGUUCCAUGGUUGCCAUCAGCUAGUGUAUGCAUUAAUGUAUUCAUUAUGGGGUCGAUUGAUGGUGCAUCUUUCUUGAGGUUCUUGGCUUGGACCGGCUUUCUGCUCGUGUACUACUUUUUUGUUGGACUGCAUGCUUCAUAUGAUGCAUCAAAGGAUGUUAUGAAGGCAGAGGAGGUUAAAGGCAAAGGUGUGGAAACGACUUCCGAAGCUGUGUAACUGAAGACAAUAACUAACAGCAAAAGAGUAGUUGUGUUUUGUUUUGCAGAUUUGGUAAUCUUUUUACUCUCUGAAAUCCUAAGAUUACAUAGUAUCUAUGUAAGGGCGUAAUGCAGCCGUUUCUCUCACAACUGUAAUCUUCAUUGCUAUUAUUAACCAUCGUAAGGUGGCCGUUGAACACAUGUUUUUUUGUUGCAAGGGGACACAUUUGCUUGUUUUGAAGCAUAUUGAUAUAUGAAUGAGCAUUGAUUCAAUGUUUACGAAA
Molecule: messenger RNA, 2216 nt
Organism: Erigeron canadensis
Lineage: Eukaryota; Viridiplantae; Streptophyta; Magnoliopsida; Asterales; Asteraceae
Product: cationic amino acid transporter 1-like
Exons: 2
Coding region: 155-1951 (598 amino acids)
Biological process (GO): amino acid transport; transmembrane transport
Cellular component (GO): plasma membrane
Molecular function (GO): L-lysine transmembrane transporter activity; L-glutamate transmembrane transporter activity
Source: RefSeq, a predicted model, not a curated record